AUGCUCCACGAGAUCCUCCUCUCUCUGUCCGGCCAGCCAUCCCCACUCUUCCGUCCCGAAAAGGAGCAAGAUGCCCGUGUUCAAGAUGACUUUGCCCUUCUCUCACCUCCGGAAAAAGCCCUCCUCGCCAACGUUGCCCAUCUGAGCCAGCUCCACGCGCAGCUCCGAACCCAUUCCUCGGAAAUCUCCUCUGGUCAUCGAUCGGUGGUUUGUCGUGCAGUUACCACGGCGAUUGUGGCAUACCAUCUGGAUCAAUUCCAGCAAAAGAUUAUAGAUGUCGAGGCGGCGAUCCUCGCCGAGGACAGUGGCUAUGUCGGAGGCUACGGCAUUGUCCCUUUGUCGAUUAUUGUUGGUGAAUUUACCCCGUGGGUACGGCGCAUGGAGUGGCUCUGGGAUCUGGUUCAAUUUAUCCAGCCCGAGCUCAAGCGUGCCGGUCGUUCCCAUGGCUGUACGGGGGCAGCUCUGAUCGAUCAUCUGCGGGCGGAGUGCCAAACUGGAUAUCUUGAUAUUAAAGAGAUGGCAGAACAUUUGGUCACAGCAGCAGAAACGGCAUGGAUGAAACAGCUGUCGAUGUGGCUUCUCUAUGGGAAUCUCCCCAUGUAUGGCAAGCUUGAUUUUUUCAUCCAGGAGGACCGAGAUAGCGAGGACGACAAUACGCAAUUCACCCUCCAUACCGAUUUGCUUCCCAAAUUUGUGACGGCGCAGACAGCCAGUUCGAUUCUCUUCGUGGGGAAAUCCCUCAACCACAUCCGGGCCAAGCGAAAACUCACGGCCGGCGUCUCUAUGGCUCCGGUGUCCUUGUAUGAAGAACACAUGGGUCAACUGGCUGGCUUGACCUCGCCAAUCUCAUCAUUGAAAUUUUCCACUGCAGUUGACUCGAUUCGCAUUUCAUUGUCGCAGUCGACACUAUCGAAACUACUGCCGCUGCCCAAGAUCCUGGAGACCCUGACAUUGCUUCAUGAUUUUCUUCUAUUGGGGCGAGGUGAAUUUGCCAUUGCGCUGGUAUCGCAUGCCGAUUCCUGGGUCGAAGAAAGCCGACGGCGUGGGUCGGUAUCCCGAAACAAUGUGUCUGGCAGACUCGAUAGCAUGGCCAUUAAAGAAGGGGAUGUCAUGACGGCAUUGGCCCAAGCAUGGUCAGAGCUCUUUUCGCUACAGAAGGAGGAAGACCCGGGAGAUGAGGAGCUGGAGCUUGCUCGCGAUCUCCUUCGCCUGACGAUCAGCCACCCCAAGGGCGGGCGUGCGAUGACUCCGUCCCAGGGAUCGAGUUCCGUGGCUGAGAUAUCGCGAGUUUUGUUCGACGAUCUCCUGUUCCCUACACCUACAAACCUGACUGCGCAGGUUCGCGCACCCCUCGACCUCUUUCUCUCCAGCUCCGACAUCGCCAUCUACUCCAAGAUCCACUCCUAUCUGCUGGGGAUUCGGCGGGCCCAGAUCCGCCUUGGGGAUCUCUGGAAGCGGACUUCGCUACGGAGGAACCACCCUACCCCAUGGGGACCUCCGCGAAGCAACUCCGCUUUUGGCCAAAACAAGCUGCAGGCCGGCCGAGAGCGAGACAAUGUCCGCAUUCAGCAGAUGCGACCGAUCUGGGCCACCGGCAGUGCCUGUUUAUUUGUGCUCUCCGAGAUUGGCAGUUUCUUCCAAGGAGAGGUAGUCAACGAGUCCUGGCAACAUCUCCGCGAGUGGAUUGAAGGAGACACUUCAUCCACAGCCUCAUCGUCCGAAUCUCGGCCUGGGACUGCGACCUCAUCCAAGCCAUCCCGCACCCCAGGGGCGAAGUCGCCCGACCAGAGAUCUGCGCAGCAGACAUUCCCCCCUGGCGCGCCGUCCAUGGCACGGCAUGACCCCGAGGCCCUCACUGUGGCGCAUCGCCGCUACCUGGCGUCGCUGGUCCAGUCACUGUUCCUGACCGACGUACCCUUCACCAGCACCCUCCGAGCUCAGCUGGCGAACAUCGACCGGUUCGUUGCUCUCACGAUCCGACUGGAGUCCAUCCAACGGAACAUGGACUUGGAGACGGACGAGGGAGUCGUGGAUGCCUUGGUCGACUACGCCCAGGAAGAGCGAGAAGUGUGGCAUGAGCUGCGGGCGACCCGCGAUGCGAUGGAGACCGGGAUUCGGGAUCUUGUGGGCAGCCUGCGCGACAUGGACGACCAUCGGUCGGGGGAAGGCCGACCGGUGGACUUCGCCACGAACGGCGCAAUGGGGCCGAGUGCCCGGGGUGGCCUGGGGUUCAACCACUACGAGCCGCGCCAGGCUGCGGGUGUGGACCGACUGCUUAUGAAACUGGACUUUUGGCAACCUCCGCAAUAA
Molecule: messenger RNA, 2310 nt
Organism: Penicillium alfredii
Lineage: Eukaryota; Fungi; Ascomycota; Eurotiomycetes; Eurotiales; Aspergillaceae
Exons: 1
Coding region: 1-2310 (769 amino acids)
Biological process (GO): microtubule nucleation; cytoplasmic microtubule organization; meiotic cell cycle
Cellular component (GO): equatorial microtubule organizing center; gamma-tubulin complex; spindle pole
Molecular function (GO): gamma-tubulin binding; microtubule minus-end binding
Source: RefSeq, a predicted model, not a curated record